Messenger RNA from Hydra vulgaris (swiftwater hydra), 842 nucleotides. Lineage: Eukaryota; Metazoa; Cnidaria; Hydrozoa; Anthoathecata; Hydridae. The record is from RefSeq and is a predicted model, not a curated record.
UUUAGAAAUCAAAUGCCCUUUUAGUUUAAAAGACAAAUCUUUGAAAGAAGAAAUACUGAAAGAUGUUUUUUAUGUAGGAUUAAAUACGGAUGGGAAAUAUUUUUUACAAAAACAGCACACAUAUUUUUUCCAGGUUCAGCUUGAAAUGAGAGUUACUGGAGUGAGCUAUUGUGAUUUUAUGGUAUGGACACCCAGUGAGUUUAUAGUUUUACGUAUUGAACCUGACAUUAGUUUUAUGGAAUCGGUGUUUAAUAAAUGUGAUGUUUUUUGGAAUAGAUUUAUUUUGAGGGAAUUAGUAACAAGAGAAGUUGAAUCAGGAAUGAAAUUGCCCUCCUCUACAUUAACAGAAACCAUAAAUAAUGAUGAUAAUGUUUUUUGUAUUUGCAAAUCUAAAAGCUUAGAAAAUGAUGAUACAAUGGUCGGCUGUGAUUCAUGUGAUAAUUGGUUUCAUCUUAAAUGUAUAUCUUUGAAAUCUGUGCCAAGAUCGUCUGUAUGGUAUUGCAAUAGCUGUAAAAACAAGAAAAAGUCUGCACACAAAAACAAACCAAUACAUUAAUGGAGCAGUAUUAAUGCUAUUCUCCUUAUCAUUUUCAUGAUAUUUGUUGUUAACAUUAUUAUGCUGAGAAAUGGAAUGGAAAAAUCAUAAUUUGAGGUGAAAUAAAGAAUAUCCCAUUUUUAAAAAACGGCUAUUUUCAUAGCCACAUAUUAUUAAAAACAUUAAAGCAUAUGAUAUAAUAUUGAAAAAAACUGUUACAGAUUAAUAGAUAAUCAAACUCUUCCUAUUCUCCGAAAUCUCGGUGAAUAGGAAGAGUUUGAUUACCUAGUCUAAAUAAAAAAGAAGU